This is a messenger RNA of Seriola dumerili (greater amberjack), 4192 nucleotides long. RefSeq names its product semaphorin 6A (gene sema6a). The transcript is spliced from 18 exons. The record is from RefSeq and is a predicted model, not a curated record. Bases 40 to 3102 code for a protein of 1020 amino acids. Gene Ontology annotation, molecular function: semaphorin receptor binding; chemorepellent activity. Gene Ontology annotation, biological process: negative regulation of axon extension involved in axon guidance; negative chemotaxis; neural crest cell migration. Lineage: Eukaryota; Metazoa; Chordata; Actinopteri; Carangiformes; Carangidae.
AGCAGCAGCAGCAGCAGCAGCAGCAGUGUUGGUGCGACCAUGAGGUCAGAGGCCUUGUUACUCUACUUCACGCUACUGCAAAUAGCCGGGGCGGGCUUCCCCGAAGACAGCGAGCCUAUUAGCAUCUCACACGGCAACUACACAAAGCAGUAUCCAGCGUUUGUAGGCCACAAACCUGGCAGGAACAACACGCAGCGGCACAAACUGGACAUCCAGCUCAUCAUGAUCAUGAACAGGACGUUAUACAUUGCUGCCAGGGAUCACAUAUACACGGUGGACACAGACACUGCCAACGGUGACGAGAUCUUUUUCAGUAAGAAAAUGACAUGGAAGUCCAGACAGGCAGACGUGGACACUUGCAGAAUGAAAGGGAAACACAAGGAUGAGUGUCACAAUUUCAUCAAAGUCCUCCUGCAGCAAAAUGAUGACACCUUGUUUGUUUGUGGAACAAAUGCUUUCAACCCCUCCUGCCGAACCUACAAGAUGGACACCUUGGAGGCUCUGGGAGAGGAGAUCAGUGGGAUGGCACGCUGUCCAUAUGAUGCCAAGCAUGCCAAUGUUGCCCUCUUUGCUGAUGGCAAGCUGUACUCGGCCACUGUAACAGACUUUCUAGCGAUCGAUGCGGUCAUCUAUCGUAGCCUAGGAGACAGCCCGACUCUGCGCACUGUCAAACACGACUCCAAAUGGCUGAAAGAGCCGUACUUUGUCCAGGCAGUUGAUUAUGGGGACUUCAUCUACUUCUUCUUUCGGGAAAUUGCCAUGGAGUACAACACAAUGGGAAAGGUGGUGUUUCCUCGGGUGGCCAGGGUUUGUAAGAACGACCGAGGUGGCUCACCUCGUGUCUUGGAGAAGCAGUGGACCUCCUUCCUCAAGUCUCGGCUGAACUGCUCCAUCCCCGGCGAUUCCCACUUCUACUUCAACAUUCUGCAGGCGGUGACAGAUGUCAUCCACAUCAACGGGAGGGACGUGGUGAUGGCAACUUUCUCCACACCUUACAACAGUAUCCCAGGCUCAGCAGUGUGCGCCUAUGACAUGGCGGAGGUAGCCAACACGUUCACAGGGCGUUUCAAAGAGCAGAAAUCCCCAGACUCCACCUGGACGCCGUUUCCUGAAGAGAAGGUUCCCAAGCCAAGGCCUGGCAACUGCGCCGGCACUCCAUCCAUGGAGAGGUACAAAGUAUCCAAUGAGUUCCCCGACGACACACUCAACUUCAUCAAGAUGCAUCCUCUGAUGGACGAGGCUGUGCCCUCCAUUGCUAACAGGCCCUGGUUCCUCAAGACCAUGGUCCGUUAUCGUCUGACGCGCAUCGUGGUGGACAAUGAGGCGGGUCCACAUAAGAACCACACAGUGGUCUUCCUGGGAUCGGAGAAAGGCAUCAUCCUCAAGUUCCUGGCCAAGAUGAACAACGGCUUCCUCAACGAUAGCCUGUUCCUGGAGGAGCUCAACGUCUACAACCCGGACAAGUGCAGUAUAGAUGGUGUAGAGGACAAGCGCAUCAUUGGCAUGCAGAUAGACAGCAAGAGUCAUGCUCUGUGGGUCGCUUUCACCUCCUGUGUGGUUAAAGUACCACUGUCUCGCUGCGAAAGACAUGGAAGAUGCAAGAAGUCGUGUAUAGCCUCCAGAGACCCGUAUUGUGGUUGGGUAUCAGAAGGAGCCUGUAGACAAGUGGUUGGCAACAUCAAAUCAGCCUUUGAGCAGGACGUGGAGCAUGGUAACACAGAUGGCCUGGGAGACUGCCAAAAUACCUUUGUGGCGCUGAACGGCCACCAUCACCACCACCAUCACCACACCCUCUCACUCCCCACCUCGGCCCUACCCGAGGCUGCCGAGGGCCCCCUGGGGCGGGGCCGCAUGGUGGAGCGGAAGGACCCCCCCAUGAGCUCAGACAAAGGGGAGGACCCCUACGUGGCCGUGCCCUCUCAGACUCAGCCCGAAGCCAAUGGUGUGAUCCGUGAGAGCUACCAGAAGGGUCGUGACCAGCUGGUUCCUGUGACCUUGUUGGCCAUAGCUGUCAUCCUAGCAUUUGCCAUGGGCGCCAUCUUCUCUGGCAUCAUUGUCUACUGUGUCUGUGACCACCGGCGGCGAGACAUGGACCUGACAGGCCGCAAGGAAAAGGACAGUCACCACCUCCACUCCCGCCGGGGAUCCAUGAACAGCGUGACUAAGCUGACGGGCCUGUUUGAGACACAGGCCAAAGAUGGUCGCCCUGAGGCAAUUCUCACCCCUUUGAUGCACAAUGGGAGAAUGACACCAAAUGGGAAGAUGCUGAUAAAAGCAGACCAGCACCACCUGGACCUCACUGCUCUGCCAACGCCUGAAUCCACCCCCAUGCAGCCACGUCGUAAGCCCAGCCGGGGAAGCCGUGAGUGGGAGAGGAACCAGAACCUCAUCAACGCCUGCACCAAGGACAUGCCACCUAUGGGCUCCCCUGUUAUCUCUACAGAUCUGCCCCUGAGGGCAUCACCGGGGCACAUCCCCAGCGUGGUAGUCCUGCCUCUGCCACAGCAUCAGCACCAGCUCCAGCCUCAUCUGCAGCAACACCAGUCCUACCAGCAUGAAUAUGUGGAGCAGCCGCACCAUAGUGACCUGAGCAUGGGCCACGUUGUCAUGGACGACCAGGGGGCCACCCUGGAGUACAAGACAGUGAAGAGCCCAUGUCACAACCUCACCAUGGUGGAUCCAGAUGGGGUGCUGCCACCUCGUGUGCCCCAACGAGAGGCCUCCCUCACCAUCCCUCCUGCUGUCCCACAGAUGGGCAAACGCCUGGAGGUCCACUCGUCAGUCUACGGGCUCCGGAAAGGAUCAGCAUCCGCUGCGUCCGGAUCCUCUGCCCUCAAGAAGCACAACACCAACUCAUCUAACUCCUCCCAUUUGGCAAGACAUCACAGCUUCAACCGUGUGGAGACUCCACCGCCUGCACCUCAGAGGGUGGACUCGAUACAAAUGACAGCACAGGGCAUAUCUCUGUCACGGCAGCCUGGAAUGAGCUCCUAUGGUUCACUGCCUCGAACGGGCAUCAAACAUCUCAAGCCUGAUGUCCCUCCCAAACCCUCUGUAGUCUCACUCUCAACAAAAGUCAAGUCCAGUGACUCCUGCACAUAGUCAGCUUGUUAGCCAGUCAGUCCAAUGUGAACAGACAGUAGUGAAAGGUUUUUCUGAAAGAGAGAAAAAAACAGGGAAUACUGUACAACUUGCAUCUCCUUUUAGUGUUUUUUGUUUUUGGUGUACAGUGGAAAAUGCAACAGUUUUUUUUUAAAAAACACUUUCUUUUUAUAUAAAUAUGUAAAUAUUAUACAAAUGGUUGUCGUCAUUUGUUGCCGUCAUAGAGCUCACGCUCUGUCUGGCUCCCAGUUCCUUUGUAAGCCCACAUGGGAACAUGUGCUACUGAAACAGAAGAAGAUGAUGCUUGUCCUGAAUAUUUCAUCCAACGGCAUUCUGUAGCAUCCAAGACGGUGGCUCUCUUGUUUGUGGUGUCUUUGGCCACCGGGACUUGACUUGAUACUUUAUCAUGCUGGUAAAAGCACAUAAGAAGACAGCCCGGGGAGUUUGGAGAGUAAUCGUUGUACAGUACCUUGAGGACUGGGGAAUCUGAGUGAGCAGGCACUCAGAGAGACUGAGCUCAGACUGAAUGGACAGAUGGCUGCCUGAGUUCUUUCGGAAACUGUGAAAAGCCUCUCAGUGUUACAGCAAUCAAGUCCUGCCUGGGUUAGAGGGAAAGCCUGGGCCAGAAGAAUCCUCUACUGUACUGGUUACUGAAUAACACAUGACUGUUAAUACUAAUAGCUCGUUGUAUUUAUUUUUAUUAAGUGCUUUUGAAAAAAAAAAAAAAAGACUGACUUUCUAGGCUCGGAGAGAGAGAGAGGACAGAGAAGAGAUCUUUUAAUAUUAAUUAAUCAAGUGUGAGAAAAAAAACUUAUUUAAAGUCAUUAAACUGGAGCCAGUACAACUUUCUUGAUGACUGAAGGUCCACUAGGUCUUACUGAGUGCUCAGUGGGGCCUGCAGCUUGAGAUAUAUGUGAAGAGGAGGAGAUAUUUAUUUAAACUGUGCCAGACAGGGACUUUUACCUUCAUGGACCAGACUUUCCAUUGUUUUAGACCAAUCAUAAAAAAAGACUUCCUAAAUCUCACCCUUUCACUCCUCCAAUGAGCCCCCCCUCUCCCCCCCUCCCAAUCAGCACUGUGGUUUUGUGUG